GAGCUCCCGGCCUAGCCACUCUAGCGGUUCAGGACCCUCCCCUACGCUAUCCCUCGGAGGGCAGGAAGGAGGAGGUGUUGGGGUUGAUCCCCCGACGUGUACCGCCAAAGAGAGUUUGACUAGCCCGCGGGCAAAAACUUACCAGACUUAGAGAGAAGGGCGGGAUGGACGGGCCGCUCAGUCCCCGGGAGUCUGCAAAAUUCAUCGCGGAAAACAGUCGAGGGGUGUUCAUUGACGGCAGAGGCGUGCGGCGGGUAGCCGAGCUACUGCUCCCGCGGGUCUCGGGCCCGGAGCUGCGCGUGGAGGGCUGGAAGGCCCUGCACGAACUGAACCCCAGAGCGGCCGACGAGGCCGCGGUCAACUGGGUAUUCGUGAUAGACACGCUCAAUUUCUCCUUCUGGUCGGAGCAUGCCGACCGCAAAUGUCUGGUGGGGUACCGGGGGAAAAUGUACAGCGGCUACUGGUCUCUCUGCGCCGCGGUCAACCGAGCCCUGGACGAAGGGAUACCAAUAACUAGUGCUUCAUACUAUGCCACAGUGACUCUGGAUCAGGUUCGUCAUAUAUUCCGUUCUGACACAGACGUUGCCAUGCCUUUGAUAGAUGAGAGGCAUAGGAUUCUCAAUGAAACUGGGAAAAUUCUGCUUGAGAAGUUUGAAGGCUCUUUUCUUAAUUGUGUCCGUAAAAGUGAAAAAAGCGCACAGAAGCUAAUGCACCUAGUAGUUGAAAAUUUUCCUUCUUACAGAGAUGUGACUGAGUUUGAGGGGAAAAGAAUUUCCUUUUACAAACGAGCCCAAAUCCUGGUGGCGGAUACAUGGAGUGUUUUAGAGGGAAAAGGAGAUGGCUGCUUUAAGGACAUUUCCAGUAUCACCAUGUUUGCUGACUAUAGAUUACCUCAGAUUCUUGCUCACCUGGGAGCACUGAAAUACUCUGAGGAGCUAUUGGAGAAACUUCACAAAGGGGAAAUGUUCUCCUAUGGAAGCAAGCAAGAGGUGGAAAUCAGAGGGUGCUCACUUUGGUGUGUUGAGCUAAUCCGGGAUUGUCUUCUUGAGCUUAUUGAGAAAAAAGGUGACAAAACUGGUGGAGAGAUCAAUUCCAUUCUUCUUGAUUAUUACUUAUGGGACUAUGCACGUGACCAUAGGGAAGAUAUGAAAGAAAUUCCAUUUCAUCGUACACGUUGCAUAUAUUAUUGACUCAAAGUGUAAACAGAUCCAAAGAAAACCCUUUGCAUUUUUUAAAUACAGUAAUUAAGUUUUGUAUUUGAUUUCUCCCCUCAGGUAUAGUUCCCCUGGUGAUCACACACCCUACCACCUGUGACCUGUUAUCACAAUCCAUUGUACUCUUGCGUGGCCUGAUUUGGCUCCCCACCCCAUGCUCUUUGCCUCAGAUUUGUGGUCAGCUUUAAAGUUUGGUCUUUUUUCCUGUCCCUUUGUUUGGUUGUUCUAGAUUCCACAUACAAGUGGAACCAUUUGGUAUUUCUCUUUCUCCUUCUGGCUCACUUUGCUUAGAAUAAUUCCUUGCAGCUCCGUCCAUGUCCUGCAGUCAGCAUGAGUUUAUCUUUUGAUUGCUCACCAGUGUUCCAUUGUGUAUAUCCACCACAGCUUCUUGAUCCAGAGCCUUUGUGUUGUUCCCAUAUGUUAGCUAUUGUAAACCAUGCUGCUGUAAAAGUAGGAAUGCAGGUUUCCUUUCAAAUUACUGGAUUUUUGGUGUCUUUUGGGUAUAUUCCUAGGAGUGGAAUCACUGGAUCUUAUGGUAGAUGCACUGGGGGUGUUUUGAGGAAUCUACACCACUUUUCCGUAGUGGCUGGGCCAGUUUGCAUUCCACCAGCGGUGUAAGAACCCCUCUGCAUCUUUAUAUCACAUAAUUAUUUGGACUAUUUUGCUUUGCUGUUAAGAGGUUACAGGGACAAGACAUUUUUUUGGUGGAGAACAACAAGAAAAUUGAUUACUCAAGACUCAUUUAAAAAAAAUUUCCCAAUGUAUCAUUUUGUAUCUCGAACUUUAUUCUUUGGCAGCUUGUUUAGUUUUGACUGUUUUCCUCUUUUGUGGACAGAGUUUAGAGAAACAGUGAAGAGACUUGAGUGAUUUCUUUAAGUCUCAGAUUACUUAAGAUCAAUCAUGGCUUAUGUGACUAACCUUAAGUGCCAGUAUUUUAUCUAUUCAGUUGGCAUCUUAUUUCAAGUUGUAGGAAUUUUCUUUAUACCUUAAUCAUUUGAUAUAAAAAGGGGGGGUGUUAAGUCUUUACUGUAUGAAUGCUGAUACUUCUGUAAAAAUCACGACAACUUUUUAAAAAUUGUUUUUACUAGCAAUGACAGUUUCGUACAUGAUGAUUUUUCAUUUAGGGUAUCUGUUUAAUGUUUAUUUUUCUACAAUGAAAUUGAAUAAAUAUUUUAAGAACCUUUC
Molecule: messenger RNA, 2399 nt
Organism: Condylura cristata (star-nosed mole)
Lineage: Eukaryota; Metazoa; Chordata; Mammalia; Eulipotyphla; Talpidae
Gene: QNG1
Product: chromosome unknown open reading frame, human C9orf64
Exons: 4
Coding region: 165-1190 (341 amino acids)
Source: RefSeq, a predicted model, not a curated record